AGUCUCUGUUACAAUUUCCUGUCAGGCGAACGCUAGCGAACUGGGGUUCCCGUGGGGGAGUGGUCACAGGCGAGUCAACUUCCUAGAAUCAGGAAUCGGAAGAAAAAUAGAUUUAAAAGAGAGACAGAGACUUCAACGCCAAUCAGUGAGGAAGAAGCUUUAGUGAAACGAACAGGAUGCGCUUGUACGUGGCUGUCUUGGCUGUGGUCCUGGGGGUGGGGGUGGGGGUGGCUCUUCCUGGUCCGCUCGAGCCCACGCCGAGGUUCCACUCGAGGCGCCAGGCACAGCGAAGCCUUGGUGAUCUCAUCCAGGAGUUUGCGCUGGACAUUUCAUCGGUGUCCUGGGGUGAGCAAGGGAACAUGGUGAUCUCCCCGUUCAGCAUCACAUCCCUGCUGUCAAUGCUGCUUCUGGGAACCUCAGGCACCACCUACCAUGAGCUGCGCUCCGCCCUGCUCUACCCCGCCACGGCCGAGGACUCCGCCGUGCACACCAGCUACCAGACCCUGACGCAGAGCCUCAUCCAGGACAACCCAGGCAUGAUCGUGAGUAUCGCCAACCGGCUGUACCUCCAGACGGGCGUGAACGUGCUGGCGGCCUUCAGCCAGGACGCGCAGCGCUACUACGGCAUCAACGUACGCGAACUCAAUUUCGCCCAGAACCCGAACGCCGCCAGGGACGCCAUCAACGCCUGGGUUAGCCGGGAGACGCGAGGCAAGAUCCCAAGGUUGCUGAACUUCGUGAGCCCCCAGACGACCGCCCUGGCCGUCAACACGGUGUACUUCAAGGGGGCCUGGGAGACGCCCUUCCAGAAGAGGACGACCCACUCCGGCACCUUCAACACGGGCACCCAGAACAUCACCGUGCCCAUGAUGAGCACGAUGAUGAAGGUGCCCUACCUGGACCUGCCCGACGCCAACGCCGAGAUGAUCGCCCUACCGUACCAGGGCCGCCAGUUCGCCAUGUUCUUCAUCGUGCCCAGAGGACCCGUCAACCUGAACACGCUCCUGGAGCUCGAGUUCUACCUCGACGCCGACACGCUCAACAGCCACAUCGCCAGCAUGAGGGACGUCCAGAUGAACGUCUUCGUGCCGCGAAUGAGCAUCAACUACAAGGCUGACCUCGCAGACACCCUCAAGCGACUCGAAGUUAGCAGUCUCUUCGACUCGGUCCGCGGCGACUUCAGCAGAAUGACCACCGACAAGGUCAUGGUGGACAGGAUCAUCCACGAGACCAUCAUCGACAUCACGGAGGAGGGCACGGAGGCCGCCGCCGCCACCGCGACCGACCUGAACCGCAUCGGCACCUCGCGCUCCUUCGCCGUGGACCGGCCGGCGCUCCUGUUCAUCAGGGAGCUGCGAUCGGGCUUGCCCCUCUUCUGGGGCAGACUCGUCCAGCCGGAACCUCUGUUCGACUGAGUCCCCGUCUGGCGCCCGAAUCUUUAGCUCAUUGCGCGUUGUGUCAGCGGCUGUGGAAGCAGUUGCAUAUACUCGCACUCCGUGGCGUCGCAGUCGACAUCUAAGUGACUAUUCACGAAAAAUGUAUUCAGCAAAUAUAUGGACUGUGCUGCACCUUCAAUUACUCGACAAGAUCUUGAAGUAUAGCUGUGAUAGUAUAGUUUUACGCAAGAUGUCCUAACCCUUAAAUUAUUUCUCAUUUUCAUCAGUACCUGGAGCAAAGUACUAUUCGCAUACAUACACAAAAGCGAUGGAACUUCGAAACCUAUGUAAAUCGUAUAUCUUAUAUCUAUUAAGGAACAGUUAUAUCUACCUGCACCUAGAUCGUAAUAUGUGAAGGCUAGAACCACUCUAGAUCGAAAAAAACGCCAGACUGUGGAUGGCAGUGACUCUCACUUCCUGCCGGAACCACGCGGCAGGAACCACAAUGUCGCUUGGUUGCCGUGCUCAUGAAGGUGCUACGAUCCCCAUUGACGCACACGAGGGCGGGGGAGCCAGAGUGCAUGACGCGGGCGGUUGUGAGGGCGGAAGGCAAAAGAGACUUCCGGUUGAGAAUGCAUGAGAGGAGGCGCAGCGAAUCAUGUACAUCGCCAUGUCUGAGUUAUCAGUUUGUAUAUUCACGUUCCUUAUGAUUAUUUUCCUCUCUUUUUUCUGCUAUAUCGUGCCAGUAUUAAGGAAUAAAACUAACGAAUAAAAGGAAUCAUAUUCUUAC
Penaeus vannamei (Pacific white shrimp) is the source of this 2166-nucleotide messenger RNA. The record is from RefSeq and is a predicted model, not a curated record. Lineage: Eukaryota; Metazoa; Arthropoda; Malacostraca; Decapoda; Penaeidae.